CAACCAAAGCCACAAUAACCAAAGAGAGAUCGUCACCGAGUGUGAGAAAGAGAUAGCAAUAGAGAGAUGAAGCUGUUCGUUUGCAUAACUGUUGCCCUUUUGGCAUUGAGUGCGCCUGCUCAGGCGCUGUUGGGCGCUAAGCUGGCGCUGCUGAAGGCUCUAAGCGGUGGCGGCGGCGGCGGACUUGGUGGUGGCAGCAGCAGCUCCAGCUCCGGCUAUGGCGGCAGCUCUGGCUAUGGCAGCGGCUACGGCAGCGGCGGCUACAGCGGCGGUGGCUACAACCAGGGCUACUACACUCAGCCCAGUCGUCCCGUCUACAGCGGCAGCAACUACGGCGGUGGCUACAGCGGUGGCUACACUGGUGGCUAUAGCGGUGGCUAUAGCAGCGGCGGCUAUUCUGGCGGCGGCUAUGGCGGCGGCAACGAGCAAAUCAUCAAGGUCAUCAAGGUGGUUGAGCAGCCUCAGAGCUAUGCCCGCUCCGGCGGCUAUGCCAACAGCUAUGCCAAUAGCUAUGCCUCUGCCGGCAGCUACUCUGGCGCUGUUUCCGCUCCCGUUAGCUACUCCGCCCCAGCACCCGCUCCCAUCAGCUAUAGCGCACCUGCUCCCGCUGUUACCUACACCGCUCCCGCUCCAGCACCCGCACCCAUCACCUACUCCGUGCCCGCUCCAGCGCCCGCACCCAUCACUUACUCCGUACCCGCUCCAGCGCCCGCACCCAUCACCUACUCCGUGCCCGCUCCAGCGCCCGCACCCGUGGUGCGUGUAGCGCCUGCACCAGCGCCCAUCACCUACUCCGUGCCCGCUCCCGCUCCCGCUCCAGCGCCUGUUGUGCGUGUUCAGGCCGCUCCAGCACCACAGCCCAUUUCUUACUCCGUGCCCGCUCCUCAGCCCGCACCACAGCAGAUUUCCUACUCCGUGCCCGCCCCUCAGCCCGCACCACAGCAGAUUUCCUACUCCGUGCCCGCUCCACAGCCCGCACCACAGCAGUAUGUGAAGACCAUCAAGGUCAUUGUGGAUGAGGACAGCAGUGCUGGUGCCGAUCGUGUGCCCGCCCAGGUCUAUGGCCCACCCGCUCCACUCAGCAGCUCCUUCAGCACCACCUCCUCGGGCAGCGCCUGGGGCAAUGCCGAUGCUGGCUACACCAACGGUGGUUACUCCAAUGGUGGUUACACCAAUGGUGGUUACAACAACGGUGGCUACACCAACGGUGGCUUCAACAAUGGUGGCUGGAACAAGGCCGGCGGCGGCAUCUGGGAGAAGCUCAUUGGCUGCUAAUUGCCACGCCCACAGCACCCCUUUUAGCUCUGAACUGCCUUUGGAUCAACACGCAAACUCUACUCAACUGAUAUUUUUUUUGUUUUUUUUUUAAUUUACUUUAACAUAUUUUUAUUAUUUUUUUUGUGUAGUUCUAAUCAUCGAAACAUCUUGUCCUAUUUUAUUUUUUAUGUUUGUUUCUCCAACGCUGUGUACAUACGAAAUUAUCGAGCUUACUAUA
Drosophila busckii is the source of this 1495-nucleotide messenger RNA. Its product is annotated as glycine, alanine and asparagine-rich protein. The record is from RefSeq and is a predicted model, not a curated record. Gene Ontology annotation, biological process: positive regulation of transcription by RNA polymerase II. Gene Ontology annotation, molecular function: transcription coactivator activity. The transcript has a single exon. Lineage: Eukaryota; Metazoa; Arthropoda; Insecta; Diptera; Drosophilidae. Bases 67 to 1275 code for a protein of 402 amino acids. Gene Ontology annotation, cellular component: RNA polymerase II transcription regulator complex.